UUGCUUGCCAUCCAGUCGGUCCGCAGCCUUCGCGGAGUGCGAACGUCAAUUGAUAUGAUCACCGCUCGCAGCAUAUGAACUCACGCUGCGGUAGGGUAACGAUAAAAUUAUGACUUUUGGAGCUGAAGAAGACGUUCGAGUAAUAAAGGAGUUUCAUAGGAUUGUUUCAAGGUAUUGGGAAAUCUCCGGUGCGAGUGCCGAGAGGCGUGAAAAACUAUAAAAACAGUGUGACUGUGUUGUGUUUUUUUUAAUGAAAAUGGUGCCCCAACAAGUGUCGGAUGUUCGGUCCAUGUCGCCGACUUCGAGCGCCGGCCCGGUGUUCGGUUCCCAGUUGGUGGACAAAAACUCGUCCACACCUUAUACGGAUGCUACACAGACGAAGAAGAACAACCCCAACCACAUCAAAAGGCCGAUGAACGCGUUUAUGGUGUGGUCCCAAAUCGAGCGCAGGAAAAUUUGCGAACAAACCCCCGACAUGCACAACGCGGAGAUCUCUAAAAACCUGGGCCGCGUUUGGAAGACCCUUAACGAUGUGGAGCGUCAGCCCUUCAUAGAUGAAGCUGAAAGGCUCAGGCAGCUACAUAUGAGGGAAUACCCAGAUUAUAAAUAUAGGCCUCGCAAGAAGGCAGCCAAGCCCGCACAGCGUACUGGAGCAGUCUCAAAACAAAAGCGCAAGCAGCGAGCCGAUUCUAAUAACAACAGAGGAGUAUCUAGAAGACGGUCGAGGCCUACACCUCCGUCCGUCCCUAGCGUACCAGUAGAAACACCAGCGCCUACAUUAUUGCCGUUACCAGCAUCUCCAGCAGGCUCUCCAGAUUCUCCAGAAUCCGCCUGCUUUUACGAAGACAGCAGUCGCCGAGAGCAAUCAGACCUCACCGAUCUGUACUCUAUCACGGACCUGCUACCACUGCCGACGGACUGUGAAGUCGACCUGGACGCGCUCACGGACAUGGAGUCGUUCGAAACGGCUUCUUCUUCCUCAGGCUCCCACUUCGAGUUCUCGUGCACGCCGGACGUGUCUGACAUGCUGAGUGAGAUUGGCGUGGCGGGCGACUGGGUCGACCACACGUUCUCGUCGUACCUCACGUCCUCUUAGAGCGCGAGCGGGUCGCCACGGCCGCAGCCGUUCCACUGAUCUCAUGCGUUCGGCCCUGUGCCCACCAGGCCGACGACGCGGCGACCGCUGCCGCCCCGCCUAGAGAGUGCCUACAUCCAAAAUGACGUGUCGAUUUGGAUUCAAUGUACAAAGUUAUUUAAUAAGGAUCGAGGGUGAACUUUUGUUUUAGUGAUCAACCAACCGUUCGCGGUCGAAUUCUUCAUGAGUUCUUAACUUUGGUUUCUUUAGUUUGUUUAGAAAUAAAAUCGAAUGCUCCGUGCGACGACGUCGCCAUCGUAUCGGGUUUAAAAACAUAGGCUGUGAGUUGGUUCUCGUUUUACGUCGCUUUCGUUUAAAUUUAAUGGGGGUAAUUUCCAAAGAUCACGGCACGUCUCAGAUGCGUAUCAGUACAGAAUCCGUCUCCUCUCCGUCGCUGGUCGGACCGGUCCGGCCCGGUCCGAGCCGGGUCCGGCAGCCGCGUCCGUGUUCUACACGUGUACAUUACUCGACUUGGCUUCUAGUGCAUGCUGAACCGAUAAGUUUGCGGUAAACUACACUCUUCAUUUUAUUAACAUUUUGUACUUUAAGGGCAAUCGUCAUUUUUACUUUGGAAGUGUCUUAGAUGAAAUAAUUAUGUAUCAUUCGAUGAAUAGAAAAAUAAGACUAGAAUAGUCAUGUUUGUCUUGCGUUCCAUUUACUGUACGUAAGUUCACUUUAUACUUUGAUGCACGUAGAUGAUAGUUUGAGAAUUAUAUUUUUUAUGUCGGAAGCUAAUCGGUAUGUCAUUGAAAGAAUUUCGGAAUGCGGGAAUUUUGAGAAUGUUAUAGAACGGGUAGAGCCCCCACUGUUGUCCUUUUGUAAACAGCCGCGCGGUCGCUUUAGCAGCUCUAAGAUUUCAUUUCGCCGCGCGACUUUGUAAAGUAGGGGCUCACGGGUGAGAUUUCUAUUCGAGUUGGUAUUGCUAUUAUGUAUGUUAGAAUGUUAAGGUAAGAUAUAAUCUCUGUUCAAUGGUAAGGCAUGAAAUUAAAAAUGUAUAGUAACGACGGCACCCAAGAUUGAUGCGUAGGGACACUUUUCUUUCUUUCUUCACGCAAAUCUUUUGAACACAAACGUCUAUAGAAAGAUACAUAUCAAUAAAGGGAUGUAUUGUAUCGCGGGACGGUGAAUAUAAGUCGGUUCGACAUAUGCGUCAGGUUUCACUCAAAAUGUUUUGCUAUUUCAAACUCUGUGAUUUACUUUAUGGAUUUUCUAAAUUGUAAGGUUCUAGUGGAGACUGAUAACGCUAUAGAUUAGUUUUAGCCGCGCUAGCUUCUCAGAAUUUUAAUUUUUAAAACUGGUGAUUAUACGGUGCUCUUGCAGCUCUUUGUGAUUAGGUGCGAUGCUUCUCAUUUUUACUUAGUCUGAGUCAAAACGUCGAAUAAUGAUUACUUCAAAGUUAAAAAGCAUUUACUGUUUGCGUUUUGUUCUGAAUUUAGUAAUAGUUUUUGUCUUACCCAACUGAAUCACAAAGAGUUCCUUGAGCACUGUGUAAAUAAAUUCACCUUGUACCUAUUUUUGAUAAUUUGCAUUAUUGUGGGAAUCUGGUCACAUGAUCAAAUAAUGAAAAUGAUGUAAAUGAUGCAACACCAGAUGAUAUAACUGAUUAAGUUAUUAAAGAUAAUGAAACAGAGUCCCACAGUAAUGCAGAAACUAAAUUGUAAAUUGUCGCUAAAGUCUGUCAAUUCAUUGAAAAUGGUGUCAGUUAGUUAGAAGGUAAUGUUUACAAGAUAAUUCCGCAGUCAUGUAAGAGUCAUUAAGAUUGAUCCUUCUAAAAUUACUAUUUCAAGUGAAAUCAAUAUUUGUAGGAUAUCUGUGUCCUUCAUAAAGUAAGGGAUCCGUUGUGGAAGAAAAUGCUUUACCAAUAUUAUUAUAUUCUUAUAAAUAUAUAUGUAAAAAAACGAGUUCAUGUAUAACUUAGUAAGUGUCUAUGAAAUCUAAUUAUUUAAAAUGCAUAAAUACAUACAUGUUAUCUAUACAUUAAUAUUACUGCAAAACUGUAAGUUAAACUGUCUUGUGUGUUCUAGGGCGAUAUUAUUAUAUUAAUAAUACAUUAUAAGAAUGAAAAGGGAAUAAAAAAAAAUUGUGCCUAAUAAUGUCUUGGAACUCUUCUAUGUAUAUUUUAGUGAUGCUCAACAACUAUUUUUAAGCGCGUAGUGUUCUGUAGAUGCUGUCAAAAUAUCUAAUAAUAUAUAAUAACUACGAGUAAGAUUUUCUUUAACGCCAGAUAUGCAUUUUCUACUAGUUUUGCUUCAUUAAUAAUAAUCAUAUUGGGCCUUGAAGAAAUUAUUACAUCACUUUUUUAUAAAACUUUGAACAUUUUGAAGUAAUUUCUUUAAGGUCAUUAUAAAGCAUAUUUUUGCUACGUAAAACGUCCCUCCAUAAUUUUCAAAAUUUUGACAAUAAUGUAUUGUUUCCAUCACAUUCUUGAUCUGGAGUUGUUCUUCACAAAUAAAUGCUAAGUUACUCUUUUUUUACUUUUAUACGCUAAUGCUUUUUUUUAUGACAAAUACAAAAUCGUAACAAAAUACAAAAUCCAACGAGAAAAAGCAAUACUUAAAAGUCUUAUAGAAGAGUAGAGAGAUAACCAACGCUCAAAUUUAGAAUUUAAUAUGUCCUCAGCUAAUGAAAAUAACUUAAUAGUAAACAUAAUUACAGAUUUUAACAAUGUGGUUCAUUUUGAUCUUAACAAUUAUAAAAA
This is a messenger RNA of Cydia amplana, 3833 nucleotides long. RefSeq names its product transcription factor sem-2-like. Bases 251 to 1096 code for a protein of 281 amino acids. Lineage: Eukaryota; Metazoa; Arthropoda; Insecta; Lepidoptera; Tortricidae. Gene Ontology annotation, biological process: cell differentiation; anatomical structure morphogenesis; regulation of DNA-templated transcription. The record is from RefSeq and is a predicted model, not a curated record. The transcript has 2 exons. Gene Ontology annotation, molecular function: DNA-binding transcription factor activity, RNA polymerase II-specific; RNA polymerase II cis-regulatory region sequence-specific DNA binding.